Messenger RNA from Aspergillus niger, 1869 nucleotides. RefSeq lists its product as uncharacterized. Gene Ontology annotation, molecular function: DNA binding; zinc ion binding. Gene Ontology annotation, biological process: DNA-templated transcription. The annotation marks the transcript as partial. The record is from RefSeq and is a predicted model, not a curated record. The transcript is spliced from 5 exons. Lineage: Eukaryota; Fungi; Ascomycota; Eurotiomycetes; Eurotiales; Aspergillaceae.
GCUGAUCAUCUCCAACAAGCCACCGCCGAGUAUGCCAUCAGCUCCGGCAACUACCAUGAGGACCUGCUGCACGAUCUCUUCCAGGUCAUCCGAUCCGUUAACCCCGAUUACACCCCGACCCUGGUGGGCAUGAUCCGCAACCAUGCAUCGCUGGAUGAGGUGCGUGGCUACCUCACCCGCGUCCUGGCCAACGCCCAGCCCUCGCUCCAGGAUCAACAAGACGCUUUGCACCGCCUCGAGGGCCUGCGUCGCGGUAUCGAGGUCGAAAGUGAGCCCCCGCGCUUUCGGCCCCAGAUCAUGGACAUCCGGUAUCUGUGCAGCAGUGCCCCCUACCGCGUCCCCGCCAAACCGUGGACCUCGGUGACCGACGACGAUGACUUGGUCUCCCACCUCGUCUCCCUCUAUCUCGUCUGGGAUUACCCUUUCUUCGCCUUCUUCGACAGUAAGACGUUUGUCAAGCACAUGGCCAUGGGCAACACCGAGUCCGACUUUUGCAGUCCCUUCUUGGUCAACGCCCUGUUGGCCAAUGCAUGCUAUUACUCGCAAUAUACGGAAGCCUACACUGUCCCCGGUGAUGUUCGCACGAAAGGCGCCGAUUUUCUGGCGGAGGCAGAACGCCAUCUGCAGUCCCAUCAGUUCGAGAAGGGAGGCGACAUUCGUCUGGCAUCCUUGCAGGCGCACUUGUUGCUGUAUGAGAGAUACUCCCUGUCCGGCCACGAUGAUUGGGGUUACACUAUGCUACACCGCGCCAUUGAAAUGGGAGAGUCGUUGGGCAUCGUGAACCAAAAGACAGGCUUACGCCUCUCACUUUCCCAAAUGUCCGAGGAUAUGAUCGUCUCCAUUAAGCGCACCGCCUGGGGCUUGUUCCAGGUAGACACGGUCGUCCAUACCAACUUCCUCCGGCCUAGCCGCGUAAGAUCCGUCAAUGUCGAGCCCAUCGAGCGAGAUGACACCAACUCAAGCGAGAGAUGGACGCCAUACCCGAUUUCCCCCACCGUCCGGCCGUCAUACCUGAGCCAAUAUUUUGACGAGGCAUGUAAGCUCUCUUUCAUCGCCCGCGACAUUUCCUGGAAUCUGUCCCGCACCGAGCGUUCGGGCGCCGAGCCGGAUCAGCGCAAGCAGGAACUCUACGACCAACUCAGUGUAUGGGAGAGCAACCUCCCCGAAUGCUUCGAUCCGGCUACGCGACCGGCGCCACAUCUCCUUUUGCUCAGAAUGCGUUUCCACACGCUAGUUAUAAACCUGUGUUGCGAUCGGUUUGGAGUCCACCCCUUACUGUCAGAACAUGACAAUCGUGCUCCUCGAGAGAGCAAAGGGUUCAGCGCCAUGGAAAUUGCCAUGUCGUCGGUGCGGGCCAUCGCGGCGCUCACGCAGCAACUGCGGGCGGAAUACGGGAUGGAGCACGCCCACCAGUUCGCCAUGUACUCGGUCAACCUGGCACUGUUUACCCUCCUCGGCCAGGACACCUUCGAUAUUCUCGACCGAGACUUCCUGACCCUGACCAGCGCCAUGUCCAUCAUUGCCUGCCGUUCCCAGCUGGGGCGCCAUCUCUUCCACCUCUUCAAGCUGUCGGUGCGGGCACGCAAUCAGGGGGAUCGUGUACAGCAGUCGGACGAGGUUCCACCGGGAAUCAAAGAGCUGUUUCAGCCCGAUUCAAUGCCGCAAGUACCUGAUCGGUGGGAUAAAUACGCCAAGGAGCUCACCAAGAUCGACGGCGAACAGAGCUAUGUACAACACUUCCAGGAUGAUCCGCAAGCGUCGCCUGCCUCUGGCUUGCACGAGAUGUUGCAACAAUACGAGCGGUUAAGUGUUGGCAAAGACGAGGAGUGGCGCGACCGUCGGCCCACAGAAAUAACACAUUUUUUCUGA